Molecule: messenger RNA, 1233 nt
Organism: Cyanidioschyzon merolae strain 10D
Lineage: Eukaryota; Rhodophyta; Bangiophyceae; Cyanidiales; Cyanidiaceae
Product: calcium-binding mitochondrial carrier Aralar
Exons: 1
Coding region: 1-1233 (410 amino acids)
Biological process (GO): transport
Molecular function (GO): transmembrane transporter activity
Source: RefSeq, a predicted model, not a curated record
AUGACUGCCAACAGCUCUGUGAUCGGCCUGGCACCGACCUCGGAGAAGACGCUGGCGCGGGGCUUCCCAGCGCCGUGGCUCGGUGAGUCGCUGCGAAACUUUUUUCUCGGCGGUGUGGCCGGUGCUGUGGGCGCCUAUUUCACAUAUCCCAUCAACUUUGUGAAGAUGCAGUUACAGUACCAGAAGAGGACUGUGGGAGCCCGUGGAUCCCCUGGCGUCGGCAGCACGUCGUAUACGGGAGCAUGGGACUGCGUCCGAAAAGUUGUUCAUUCGCGCGGAGUACAGGGGCUUUUCCAAGGAGUCGUGCCGCAGAUUCUCGGCGUCGCGCCCGAGAAAGCCAUUAAACUUGCUGUAAAUGACGCGAUUCGGGCAUCGCUGUCGCCGCUGGUACGCGAUAUAGAACACAGAACCGCGCUGGCAGAAGCUCGUCCUGGCCUCUCGCCAAGCACAGCGCAGUUACUAGUAGACGUAUGCGCCGGUGCAUGCGGAGGCGCCUCCCAAGUUAUUUUCACGAAUGUUGGCGAAAUUUUGAUGGUGCGACUGGCCCUCCAGCGCGAAAUCGCUUCCUCAAUGGGUGCUACCUCGGUGCAACCGAAAGGCCUAUUGGAUGUCGUUCGUGAGCUGGGUAUUCGCGGCCUCUACACCGGCAGUGUGCCGUGCCUUGCUCGAGAUAGCAUCUUUGCGGCGAUAUUUUUUCCAUUAUACUAUAGAUUGAGGGAUCGAUUACCAGCUGGUCUUACGCGCUCGUCCGAUGGGCAUUCGAAGAAUCCGUCCGGACAGGGCGCUGAUCUGGGUUCGCUCGAGUCGAAAGCAGCAUCAGAGCUCGAGCGGGCAGCUGCUGUGCCGUCGAAGGAUGCAGGUCCCUUGCCAGGGAGUAGCCUUCAUCUGCAGAACAGUUUGUUGGCUGGAAUCAUUGCCGGAUCUAUCGCUGCUGGUGUUACAACUCCAUUUGACGUGGUCAAGACGACGAUGCAAGCGCAUCGGGGCACACAGUCUCAGGUUUACCGGGGCAUGUGGGACUGUGUGCGACAUAUUUACGCAGAAGAAGGUGGCACGGCAUUUUGGAAGGGAUUUGGCCCCCGUAUGGCGAGAUCAGCUCCGCAGUUUGGUAUUACACUUUUGGCCUAUGAAUUACUGCAGCUGUGGUGGUACCGAUUCCUCGAAUCCGGCGGAACUGCUCCACCAGAUGCCCAAGUUAUUGAUCUGGGCGAGUGGGCUGCAGAUAGCUCAUAA